Messenger RNA from Anoplophora glabripennis (Asian longhorned beetle), 1815 nucleotides. RefSeq lists its product as uncharacterized. The record is from RefSeq and is a predicted model, not a curated record. NCBI's taxonomy places the organism in Eukaryota, Metazoa, Arthropoda, Insecta, Coleoptera, Cerambycidae. The transcript is spliced from 3 exons. The coding region runs from base 1210 to 1665 and encodes 151 amino acids.
UUAGACUAAUGGUUUCGCCCUUUUCCCCCGACGUAAUUGAAGUUACUGCUCUGCUGCCUUUGGCUGCUAUAACUUGUCCUGGCCUGUUGUUGAGCUGCAAGCCCGUCUCAUCAACAUUGAAAAUGUUGCCGGGUUUAUCGAAGAGCUGAUUUUCACUGAGAAUGGUUUCUAACAACUCGAAAUAUUUGGUUACUGUGUUCCGACACAAUGCAGUUGAACGGUUCACAGACACACCUUCAGCAAUUCUUAUGCUUAGGUCUGAAUGGCGGCUUAAGAAAAGUUGUAGCCAAUCGUAUACUGCCAUUCUGUUAGCUACGUCGAAGCGAUGCUUAAUUUUUAAUUGCUCAGCAAGUUCAAACACCAUAUGUCGCACAUCGGUCCGUGUUGGAGCAAAACCAAAUUUUUGCAAUUUUUUGACAUGUGCUACUAGUUUCGCUUCAUUUUCUUGUCCUAAGGUGGGCGAAGGACCCAGUGCCCCCGUCUUUUUGAGUUUUCCCGAUUUUUUUCUUCUGAUUAAAAGUAGCCUUGGGAAUAUUGAAGUGUUUGGCUGCGGCAUUCACUCCCAUUAUUUUUGUAUCUAUAGCCUCUACUGCAUUUUUAAGGUCGUCUUCGGACCAUGUAGCCCUUUGUGAACUCAGCUUUCGUUGGUAUUUUGUAGGCAUUCUGAAAAAAAAAAACAAAAAAGACAUCAAUCAAAAUUGGUUCAACUGUCCCGUCCUAGGGUGGUCCAUCUAUCCCUAAAGUCAGGGAUAGAUGGACCACCCCUGAUUUAACCUCUAACUAACCUAUACGACUUUUAAGCUAUUUAUAGUGGCUAGAACAGAUAUCAAACAAAUCUAGUCCCGUCAAAAAAGUACGUACGAACAUCGCAACAACCAGAUUGCAACUAGUGAUUACUUGGCCGCGAGGCAGCAUUUAAAUUUCUGCCCUCUAUCGUAUUUCCCCAGAAGUAGGAGACUGGUCCAUCUGAGGCGGUGGUCCAUCUCUCCCUGAAUUACCCUAUCGUUAUCAUUUCCUACCGGCAUAAUUCUUAUCACAUCCGGUUAGCGUUCAUUAUUUGUUAUCACAUGCUGCAUUUUUUAUCAACUUGCAAAUAUUCUCAACGCUGCAGUUGUGGUUGUGGUUAUCAGUUUUCCUGCAUAUAAACGCAUAUAAAUAGUCGUAUAGAAUUAAGGAUACAAUUAGUUGUUUAUUGAUAUUUCCUACAUAAUGAAGGCGUGCUGUUAUUCGCAUCUAUGCACAGUGACAAACAGGCUAACGCCACCCAUAAAUUUUCAACAUUACCUUAAAGAGAAUAUGCUGCUAGAAGAUGUUGAAUGCCCCAAAUGCAAUGCGAAUUUGCUGAGACAUUCGCCUAAUUGGAAUGAUAUAGGGGGUUGUCGAGUGUGCGGAACCCAUUUUUGUUUUUGUGACUUCUCCGAACCUGUUGACGGUGGUUCGGAGCAGCACAUUAUUGAAGAAGAUUCCCCACGCUCGCCAUCGCCCAUCAUCGCAGAUGGUUUGGAGCAACCCAUCGGUGUAUAUGACUCCCCAUGCUCGCCAUCACCCAUCAUCGCAGAUGACUUUUGUUGGGUGUGCAACAAUACGUUUUGUGGGCAUGAUGGCUUUUUAGAAUCCAUCAGAUUCUUCGCAGUCGCCAGCAGAACCCAUAAUCAUCGCGGAUGAUUAUAUUUUUCCGGGCAGCGAGGGACUGCUGAUGGAUCCGCCUGCGUCUCCUCAGCCACCAAGACUUAUACCGCUAACGGUAAAUACACCAAUGAACCGAGAACCGAGGCCCAAUAUAAUCAUUACGGUCCGGGAGGAUGGAAGUCGAAG